AUGCGGUCCUUCACCCUACCGCUGCUCGUCUGGCUGGCACAAACAACCGCCGCGGCCACAGCUUCAUGCAACCGAGGAUACGAGCCAUGCGCUGCCAAAGGCGCAGGCUCAGGCAGCCCUCCGGGCAUCGGCCCAGAGAUGCUCGACUUCUAUGCGGAUGUCGUGAACUCAGCAAACGGCCCCGGGUCAGGGAAGCGGUCGCUGAACGAGAGACACGGCCUCGUUGCGCGAGAUGACGACCAGUCGAAGCUUUGCUGCAUGGAGCCGUCCACGGGGAUAAAAUGCCUGCUUCUCAAGGGCGUCAAGAUAUCGUUCUGCUGGGACCGAUUUACGACCAACUACUACUUCGCAGACGGCUCGUACGGGAGCGUGACGACGGGCGAAUACCACCUGGCCAACGGCGACUCGGUCAACCUGAUCAAGGGCAACUACACACGCUCCAACGGCGAGACUGGCAACCUAUACGCUGACGGGAAGCCCAGUCCAAAUCUCAGCACACUCCCGAUCCCGACGCAGUUCACGAGCAAGGGCGUUGGCACUGCGAUCCCGGGCAGCGAGCUGGGAGCUCCGGCGACCGUCACCGUCAUCGAGGGCACGACGCGCGAUGCCAGCACGAUCCCAGCUACUACGAUCGCUGCCAGCACGAACAGCGGAGUCGUCGUCGUCCCUGGUACCACCGUGCAGGAGACUGUCGUGCCAGGUACGACCGCAGGGCCAGCGACCGUCACCGCGACCAGGCCGGGGACGAACCCGACUGCGCCGCCGAACGCUGCGAGCCAUCCGCAGCUGGACUAUACCUUCAUCUCCUCGCUGGCGGGAGUCGUCGUGCUCGUAGCUUGCGGCAUGUUUUCGUAG
This is a messenger RNA of Arthroderma uncinatum, 855 nucleotides long. RefSeq lists its product as uncharacterized. Bases 1 to 855 code for a protein of 284 amino acids. The record is from RefSeq and is a predicted model, not a curated record. The transcript is spliced from 3 exons. Lineage: Eukaryota; Fungi; Ascomycota; Eurotiomycetes; Onygenales; Arthrodermataceae.